UUUGCAGAGAAAGGUUUGGAAACCCUGCAAAAGUCAGCUGAAGUUGCACUCAACAGAUACGAAGAAAAAGACCAUGAUCUUUGCUCAAAGUUACAAAAAAAUCGAUCAGAACAAGAUGAGCUCAGGAAAAGGCUUGCAGCAUUACAAGUACAAGAAGCAGCAUUAGAGGAUGAAAGGGAUGAGAAAAAAGCAACCCAGCAAAGAGCUGAACAGACUGAGAAAAGAGCUAGAGAUGAACUCCAAAACUGGAAGAGACAGAUUGAAGAACUACACAGGUGUUGUCAGGCUGCACUCAGUGUCAUGUGGCAGUUCAAAGAGGGAUCCUUCAAGCUUAUCAAUAGUUCCAUCGUAAACAAGACAAACGAAGAAAGACACCUUCAUGAGCUAGAUAUCCUGGCACACAAGACACUUAGGGAAGCUCUUGUUGCUGCGUCUCUUGAUUGUAAAGAAGUUAUUAAGAGUUCUGAUGCAUCUCUGGAAUUGAUUACUAAAUUGGUGGGUUGAAUUGAAU
Messenger RNA from Actinia tenebrosa (Australian red waratah sea anemone), 511 nucleotides. RefSeq lists its product as uncharacterized. NCBI's taxonomy places the organism in Eukaryota, Metazoa, Cnidaria, Anthozoa, Actiniaria, Actiniidae. The record is from RefSeq and is a predicted model, not a curated record.